This is a messenger RNA of Anopheles marshallii, 630 nucleotides long. RefSeq lists its product as uncharacterized. NCBI's taxonomy places the organism in Eukaryota, Metazoa, Arthropoda, Insecta, Diptera, Culicidae. Bases 1 to 630 code for a protein of 209 amino acids. The record is from RefSeq and is a predicted model, not a curated record. The transcript has 5 exons. Gene Ontology annotation, biological process: septate junction assembly.
AUGGGCAAUUCGAAACUUUCACGCAAUCAACAGAAAGACGAAAGUCCAAAGGUGGAAGAGGGUGCAACGGAAGCUCCACCGACGAAAUCUUCAAAAAACGAAAUCUCACGUCUUACGAUGGCGAGCGCAGAACAUGGAGCGGAUCAAGCCGAUCGUGGCAUGCGCAAGGAGUACUUCAACAGCAGCGGAGCGGGCAAGUUUUUGCCUCCGGUUUUGAAGCUGCUCGAGCUGGCUGUCGCAAUCGUUUGCAUCGGACUGAUCGAUGAUCCAGCCCACAAUUCACGGCUUCGUGUGUUCAUCUCAUCGCGCACGGUGGCGCUGGCUUACGCCACCUUCGCCAUGUUUUUGGUGUUCUCCGUGAUCUAUCUGUUCGGAAAGGUUAUACGAGACAACUUCCCGUGGAAACUGAGCUCACUUCUGAACUUGACCGGUUUCAUCUUAUACCUGGCGACAGCGGCCUGCAUUCUGAGCGAUUGGUCCGAGACGAAAAACCGCAACUAUUGGCCCCCGAACACGCAAAGAAUGGAUUUCCUAUGCGGUGCUGGUUCGGUUGCAGUGGUUGGUGCGCUGUUCUACUUGAUCGAUCUGAUUGUCACCGUGCGUCUAGGCAUGAAGGGUGAAAUUGAGUAA